This is a messenger RNA of Phaethon lepturus (White-tailed tropicbird), 1244 nucleotides long. RefSeq names its product SET and MYND domain containing 1 (gene SMYD1). Lineage: Eukaryota; Metazoa; Chordata; Aves; Phaethontiformes; Phaethontidae. The transcript has 7 exons. The record is from RefSeq and is a predicted model, not a curated record. Gene Ontology annotation, molecular function: protein binding. Gene Ontology annotation, cellular component: nucleus. The annotation marks the transcript as partial.
AUCAGUUGCAACGGCUUUACCCUCAGUGACCAAAGAGGACUGCAGGCUGUUGGUGUGGGAGUCUUCCCCAAUCUCUGCCAGGCUAACCAUGACUGCUGGCCCAAUUGUACUGUCAUCUUCAACAACGGCAAUCAUGAGGCUGUAAGAUCAAUGUUCCACACACAGAUGAGGAUCGAGCUGCGGGCACUGAGCAAGAUUUCUCCAGGGGACGAGCUGACGGUUUCCUACGUGGAUUUCCUUAAUGUGAGUGAGGAGCGGCGGAAGCAGCUGAAGAAGCAAUAUUACUUCGACUGCGCCUGUGAGCACUGCAAGAAGCAGAUCAAGGACGACCUGAUGCUGGCGGUGAAGGAGGGGGAAGGCAAGCCCUCGGCAGACAUGGUGAAGGAGGUUAUCCAGUUUUCCAAGGACACGCUGGAGAAGAUCAACAAGGCCCGCAUGGAGGGACUUUACCAUGAAGUCGUGAAGCUGUGCCGUGAGUGCCUGAAGAAACAGGAGCCUGUGCUGGGGGACACAAACAUCUACCUCCUGAGGAUCCUCAGCAUUGCCUCCGAGGUGCUGUCCUACCUCCAGAUGUUUGAGGAAGCAGCUGACUACGCCAAGAGGAUGGUGGACGGCUACCUGAAAAUAUACCAUCCCAACAAUGCGCAGCUGGGGAUGGCCGUGAUGCGGGCAGGGGUGACUCACUGGCAUGCUGGUCUCAUUGAAGCCGGGCAUGGCUUGAUCUGUAAAGCCUAUGCCAUUCUCCUGAUAACCCAUGGACCUUCCCACCCAAUUACCAAAGACCUGGAGGUCAUGCGUGUCCAGACGGAGAUGGAGCUGCGCAUGUUUCAGCAGAAUGAAUUCAUGUAUUACAAGAUGAGGGAAGCUGCCCUCAAAAACCAAAAGAUUCAAGUCAUGCCUGAACCCAGCAAUGAGACCUCACCAAGCCUCUUCCACAAGAAGGAGUAAACUCCAAGCUUGACACAAAUUCAUGCCUGUGGGAUAACCUCACCUGUGGUACCUCCAAACAUUGGGAAUGUGAUAUAGGAAUGUGAUAUAUCCAUAAGGAUUGUUUCCAGUGGCACCUGUCAGACAGCAUGGACCUGCUGAGGGAAAGUCCGGAAAAAUCUUCUGAUGGCUCAAAGCAGAAGAGAUCUUUGCAGAAACCUUUUUCUACCACUAGCAUUAAAAAUCAAAGAAAAAAAACCUGUUAUAAAAUUAUUUACAUUCGUAUUGGAAGCCUGUUUCUCUCUACACAAGUCCUG